Messenger RNA from Labeo rohita (rohu), 2050 nucleotides. Its product is annotated as cholesterol 24-hydroxylase-like. Gene Ontology annotation, molecular function: heme binding; cholesterol 24-hydroxylase activity; iron ion binding. The record is from RefSeq and is a predicted model, not a curated record. The transcript has 15 exons. The coding region runs from base 87 to 1589 and encodes 500 amino acids. Gene Ontology annotation, biological process: cholesterol catabolic process. Lineage: Eukaryota; Metazoa; Chordata; Actinopteri; Cypriniformes; Cyprinidae.
ACUAAAGACGUGAAAGCGUCAUAUAUUUUGAUAGCUGCAAAGCAGAGAGAUUUUCAGUAUACAGUGAGCUACAGUACAGCACCAUCAUGAUCUCAGAGUGGGUCUCAUAUAUGAUAUUUUACCUGCUAAUCACUGUUUUCUGUGCAUUUCUUGCAUAUUGUCUGUAUGUUCAUCAUGUUCAUCAGAAAUAUGACCAUAUACCUGGACCUCCAAGAGACAGUUUUCUGCUGGGACAUUCAGCAACUUUUGCCAGAGGGACGAAAUCGGAUAACUAUAUACAGGACUUAUUUCUUAAGUGGGCAGAAAAAUAUGGCCCUGUCUACAGGCUGAACAGUUUUCAUUAUGUUGUGUUAAUUGUCUAUUGCCCUGAGGCUACAAAGACACUCCUGAUGUCACCUAAGUAUCUCAAAGAUCACUUUGUCUACAAACGCCUCUUUAACUUGUUUGGAAAAAGGUUCCUUGGAAAUGGGUUAGUGACGGCUGUAGACCAUAACAUCUGGUACAGGCAACGUCGCAUCAUGGAUCCUGCAUUUAGCAGCACAUACUUACGAAGCUUGAUGGGCACUUUCAACGAGAUGUCUGAGCGCCUCAUGGACAAGCUGGCGGAAAUGGCCGACACGAAAGCACCUGCCGUCAUGCAUGAACUGGUCAACUGUGUCACACUUGAUGUCAUUUGCAAGACAGCCUUUGGUGUUGAUUUAAAUUUGUUAAAGCAAACUGACAGCCCCUUCCAGAAGGCAGUAGAACAGUGUUUAAAAGGCAUGGUGUUCUAUCUCAGAGACCCAUUCUUUACACUUUUACCAAAGAAUUGGAAGACUGUACAAGAAACUAAAGAUGCAGCUGAACUCCUGCGUAAAACGGGAGAGAAAUGGAUACAAAACAGAAAGACAGCAAUAGAAAGUGGAGAAGACGUUCCCAAAGACAUUCUCACACAAAUCCUCAAAACGGCAGAGGAGGAAAACGUUACUAACAAAGAAGAUCAUGAGCUGAUGUUGGACAAUUUUGUGACUUUCUUCAUUGCUGGGCAAGAGACAACAGCCAAUCAGCUUUCAUUUGCAAUUAUGGAAUUAGGGAGAAAUCCUGAGAUAUAUAAACGGGCUAAAGCAGAGGUAGAUGAAAUACUUGGGACAAAAAGAGAAAUUUCAUAUGAUGACCUUGGAAAAUUCACUUAUUUGUCUCAGGUUUUGAAAGAAACCCUGCGUCUGUACCCAACUGCUCCAGGUACCAGUCGUUGGAUACAUGAGGACAUGGUUAUAAAUGGACUGAAAAUCCCAGGGGGCUGUGCAGUUAUUUUGAGUUCGUUUGUUUCCCAAAGACUGGAAAAGUUUUUUAAAGAUCCGUUGAAGUUUGAUCCAGAGAGAUUUGAUGUGAAUGCUGCAAAGCCGUAUUACACCUACUACCCAUUUGCACUUGGUCCGCGAAUCUGUCUGGGGCAGGUCUUCUCACAGAUGGAGGCAAAAGUUGUGCUUGCCAAACUGCUUCAGAGAUAUGAGUUCAGUCUGGUUCCUGGACAGUCUUUCGACAUUAAAGACACAGGAACUCUGCGGCCCAAGAGUGGAGUGAUCUGCCACAUUAAACACUGUUCAUAGGAUGUGUUUAAGGCCCUUGUUUUGUAGCAACUCUAUUCUAAUCAGCUUUUUUUUGCUUCCUCUCAUUUCCUCCUUAUACAUUUGCAAUGAUGAUACAUGGUUUCAGGGUUAACUGCAAAUUUUAUAGCUGAUCAAAGUCUAAAGAAGUCUAAACUUUUAUGCUAUGACUGCUAAUUACUACUUCUGUUUUUUAACCAUUUGCAAUCAGUUUUACUAACACUAAGUUUAAAAGUCUGACAUAGUGACAUUUAAGCUUUUUCGGUUAGGAGGAAGCUUGUAAGUUUGACUAUGUUUUUAUGAUUUCCACCUGUGUUUUUUGGUUGCAUUCUUCACAUCCUUAAAUCACCAACAGUCAUUUGCUCAUAUUCCAGUUGAUUUAAAUUGAUUUAAAAUGUUUGAAAACAGUUCCACACUGAGGUCAUCUGAGUUUAUGAAAUAAAGAAAAAUGUUUUCAUUUUUCA